Notodromas monacha is the source of this 1882-nucleotide messenger RNA. NCBI's taxonomy places the organism in Eukaryota, Metazoa, Arthropoda, Ostracoda, Podocopida, Cyprididae. The record is from the annotation of a GenBank genome assembly.
AGCAGGGGAUGAAGAAACAUCCAGGUACAAACGCUUGGAUUGUUGUCAUUGUUAUUGUUACCAUUUGUUUGGCAUUUUUCCGCAUUUCUUCUGUUCGGUAUUACCAAAAUCACGAACAAUUCAGUCACGAAGGCGAUGCAUUCCGAAUUCGCGAAGAUGCAUUAGCUUCUAACGAUGUUGGAGCCCAUCCCCGAACGUUGGCAAAGUUCACCGAAGAACCUCUGAGAGCGAAUCAAAAUUACGUGGAACAUCCCGAUGAAAACUAUGCUGAGCAAAUUCUUUUUUAUCAGAAAGCCAUACUUUUGGACGCUACUGCGGAAAUUGACACGGUGGCCCCGUUGGAACGCUCGCCAGAGCUCGAUGGCACUCCGGUGCGGAAUGUGAUCUUGACAACGUGGCGAUCUGGCUCUACGUUCCUUGGUGAUCUUAUGAUCAGUCAUCCUCGCACAUUUUACCAUUACGAACCAUUACUUCCGUUUGGAAUCAACCGCGUGCGAGCGGACUGGAAGGGUGGCUCUUUAACCACCAACGCCACUGUUGCUCUGAAACUUCUGAAAGACCUGAUGAUGUGUCGUUACGCAAAUUUAUCCGACUAUCUGGAGUUCGGGAAAUCGCAUAUUUACCUAAUGACGCACAACGAAGCUUUGUGGCCGCGUUGUAGACGGCUAGUCCCAGACAGUGAGUUGUCUGGAUACGCACAAGAUAUUCGCAAUGAUGCGGACCCUGCAUCAUUCGUCGACCGAACUUCCCGUGUGCCUUUGUAUGACAACAGCCUAUGUUUCGAUGCACGCUUUCUGAGCAGACUAUGUGCUAUGUUUCCCGUUCAAGCCAUCAAGACUGUGAGAUUAGGCUUGGCGGCCGCAGAACCACUUAUAUCAGAUCCAAGAAUGAAUCUUCGAGUGCUCUUGCUUGUGAGAGAUCCGCGCGGAACGAUGGAAUCCAGACGACAUCGUGAUUGGUGUCCUGGUAAUGCUGAUUGUGAUGACCCGGUGAAACUGUGUGGUGACUUGAUAGCGGACUAUCACGCAGCCGAAGUUCUCACGCGAAAAUAUCCCGGGAAAGUCAGGGUGGAACGAUAUGAAGAUUUUUCGACCGAUCUUGAAAACUCUGUUCCCAAAAUCUUCAAGUUCCUUCGUCUGGCUUUCACGAAUACGACGAAGAACUUCUUAGAGUCUCACACCAAGGUUAAUGUCGGUGGUGUCAGCAGUACAUUCAGAGACUCGAAGCGAGCACCCUUUGAAUGGAGGUACAAAUUAUCACUAGAAGAAAUCGAUCUUGUUCAGCGACCCUGUCGGAAAGCGAUGAAGCUUUGGGGAUACAAACUAAUGAAUACUACUGAAAUACGGACGAAGCUGAACAUGGAUGAAUUUAACCCACUGGUGAAUGGCUACAAAUUGCCAUUCGUGUGAUUGAACGUGUAAAACCGGUGAUGUGCCCUAAAUUUUGGGGACUUGAGCGACGAUGCUGCCGGGGAAAGGUUGUUCGCGACUACUUAUCGACGAAUCGUGAUUGCUUCAUUUUUCGUGUUUUUAAAUGCUUAAAAAAAUAUUGACUCUUUCUCCGACGAGGAGAAAAAUUCCAGUAUUCUCAGAACUUGCUUUUGGCCACCGAGCUUCAUGAUUGAUAGAAGAAAAAUUUGCAUUUGUUUUUCCAACUUUUGGGACAUGUUUUUCAAGGAGAGCCUUUGCUCACUUCAAUGGAACCUUGGGACCAGCUUGAUGGCAUAUAUUUUUGGUGACUGAGCGAACAGAUUCUGCAAGAAAAUUUUUGAAUGUUUUCGUUGAUCAGUAUUCCUUUUAGUAUUAGUUCAUGUCCCGACCAUGAUGCUGAAAGGGUGUAUUGUUUUUUACUUAUUUUCAGGAAAUUUUUUAUAUUUUAUUGC